AUGUCACUUCCUCCUGAGGAAGAAUUUUUGUGUCCUUCUUGUAACAACAUUUUUUAUUCAAUUGAGUAUCUAAUAGCUCAUUUUGAAGAAUCACUACGCUUUGAUGAUGAUACUCAUAAACAAACUGUAAAAUGUUUGUUCUGUGAUGUAUAUUGUAAUGGAUCUCAAUCUAUGUUACAUCAUUUAUAUACUGAACAUAUACAAGAAUGGCCGACGUCAUCUAAAAAUGAUGUUCUUCUAGAACCAAUUUCUGAAGUUUCAAGUACAACUCCAACAAUAAAAGAAGGAACUGUAAGUAAAAGAAUUAUUAAAAAUGAAAGAAAACAUGGAUGUGGUUUUUGUGAGAAGAAAUUUACCAGACCCGCUGAUGUUCGGCGGCAUGAAAGAAUUCACACAGGCGAACGGCCAUAUGCCUGUCGUAUAUGUAAUAGUUCCUUUAAAACUAGACAUCAAUUAACACAGCAUUAUGCUAUACAUGAUAAUGCACAACCAUCUGAAUUUAUUUGUGAAGUAUGUAGAAAAGCUUAUUUUACAAAAGGAGCGUUAACACUUCAUUUACGGACACAUAAUAAUACUAAUCCAUUUUCAUGUAGUUAUCCUGGAUGUUCCCAAGCUUUUCAUACUAAUCAAUUACUUAAAAGACAUAUUAAACGAUCACAUCCUCAGAAACAAGUUAUUGAUAAGAAAGGAAUAUUAAAAACAAUUGAAAAAAUUUCACCUAGUAAAACAAAUCAUCAAAUCAUAAAACAAUCAGAAAAUUCAGCAUUUGAUUUACAAAUACCUGAGCCACCCCCUUAUGAACAUCAUAUUACUUAUCCCACUCAAAUAGUAGUUACAGAUCCAUCUGAAACUAUAUCAUGUGUGGAUCCCGUUAUUAUCUAUGAGUCUGUAGAUAGUGUAAGUGGGAAUAUAGAAUCUACAACUAUAAUUCCCACUCAAAUGUACCAAACUGUAGAACCAAUUUAUCAUGAAAUGAUGCCUUCAUAUCCUCAAUCGGUGUAUCAUACAGAAGAAUCUUGGGAUUAUUCAACAGAAUAUCCUAGAACAAACUAA
Molecule: messenger RNA, 1053 nt
Organism: Strongyloides ratti
Lineage: Eukaryota; Metazoa; Nematoda; Chromadorea; Rhabditida; Strongyloididae
Product: Zinc finger, C2H2 domain and Zinc finger C2H2-type/integrase DNA-binding domain and Zinc finger, C2H2-like domain-containing protein
Exons: 2
Coding region: 1-1053 (350 amino acids)
Biological process (GO): regulation of transcription by RNA polymerase II
Cellular component (GO): nucleus
Source: RefSeq, a predicted model, not a curated record